Molecule: messenger RNA, 4116 nt
Organism: Neoarius graeffei (lesser salmon catfish)
Lineage: Eukaryota; Metazoa; Chordata; Actinopteri; Siluriformes; Ariidae
Product: zinc finger protein 271-like
Exons: 6
Coding region: 129-2909 (926 amino acids)
Biological process (GO): regulation of transcription by RNA polymerase II
Molecular function (GO): DNA-binding transcription factor activity; RNA polymerase II cis-regulatory region sequence-specific DNA binding; histone methyltransferase activity
Source: RefSeq, a predicted model, not a curated record
CGCCAGUAAACACUGGAGAAGAAAAAGCUGAUGCUCGUCUGAACCGCUUUAGCCCCUCGAUUUAUAAAAAUAAAAGCACAUUAUUGUGUCUGGCUCUGAGGAUUUAAACCCCUGAGCUGUGUGAGGACAUGAAAACCGAGAUAUCCACAGAUGGAGGGACGUCAGAAGUCCGUGUGAAGAAAGAGGAGACGCUGGAGCUGAAAAUCUACAACCAUGGAGACUACCUUGAUAAUCCACCUGAAGGUCUCUCUGUUAAAGUGGAAGAUCCUGACAAUAAAGACUACCUCUACUGCGAAGUUUGCAAAUCCUUCUUCCUCAACAAAUGUGAGAUUCAUGGACCGCCCCUCUUCAUCCCAGAUACUCUUGUUCCCAUGGGAGUCCCUGACCGAGCCAGACAAACUCUUCCUCCUGGGCUAGAAAUCCAGAAGUCAAGUAUCCCUGAUGCAGGCCUGGGAGUGUUUAAUAAGGGGGGUACUGUUCCAGUAGGUGCACACUUCGGACCCUACCAGGGAGAGUUGGUAAAUGGGGAGGAAGCCGGGAACAGUGGAGACUCCUUGGUUGUAUACAGGAGCAUGCAGUGCGAACAAUACAUUGAUGCCAAAAGAGAGAUGGAUGUGAAUUGGAUGAGGUAUGUGAAUUGUGCCCGUAAUGAAGAAGAACAGAAUCUUGUGGCAUUUUGGUAUCGAGGGGGAAUUCUGUAUCGGUGCUGUCGACCCAUUAACCCAGGACAUGAGCUCUUGGUGUGGUAUGAAGAGGAGUACACCAAAGAACUCAGUCCUGCACCUACAGGAACAACCAGACAGCAAGAAGUAAAGAACACUGAAGUAAAGAACGCACUGCUGCAAGUCUUUUCCUGCUCCACAUGUCCUCGUUCUUAUACAUCUCAAAUUUACCUCAACAAACACAUCCAGAGAUGCCACUAUAAAGAGUAUGUGGGACUACGGGAAUCAGGAGAGAUUAAAUAUGAGCUUCAGAUCCCCUCCAGAUGUCAGCCAACAUCAACUAAUACUCUCAGUUCUGACACUUCUCGUAAUGGUAUACAGAAGGAAAUUCACCACUGCUCAGACUGUGGAAAGAGUUUUGGUCAUCAGAAUGCAUUCAAGACGCACCAGCGCAUUCACACAGGAGGAAAGCCGCAUCACUGCUCACAGUGUGGGAAGAGUUUUACUGGACAGAGUGCUCUCCAACGACACCAGCGCAUUCACACAGGAGAGAAGCCAUAUCACUGCUCACAGUGUGGGAAGAGUUUUACUGGACAGAGUGCUCUCCAACGACACCAGCGCAUUCACACAGGACAGAAGCCGUAUCACUGCUCACAGUGUGGGAAGAGUUUUACUGGACAGAGUGAUCUCCAACAACACCAGCGCAUUCACACAGGAGAGAAGCCAUAUCACUGCUCACAGUGUGGGAAGUGUUUUACUCGGCAAGGUGAUCUCCGACGACACCAGCGCAUUCACACAGGAGAGAAGCCGUAUCACUGCUCACAGUGUGGGAAGAGUUUUACUCUGCACGGUCAUCUCCAACAACACCAGCGCAUUCACACAGGAGAGAAGCCGUAUCACUGCUCACAGUGUGGGAAGGGUUUUGCUCGGCAAGGUCAUCUCCAACGACACCAGCGCAUUCACACAGGAGAGAAGCCGUAUCACUGCUCACAGUGUGGGAAGAGUUUUACUCGGCAAGGUCAUCUCCAACGACACCAGCGCAUUCACACAGGAAAGAAGCCGUAUCACUGCUCACAGUGUGGGAAGAGUUUUACUGAACAGAGUGCUCUCCGACGACACCAGCGCAUUCACACAGGAACGAAGCCGUAUCACUGCUCACAGUGUGGGAAGGGUUUUACUCGGCAAGGUCAUCUCCAACGACACCACCGGAUUCACACAGGAGAGAAGCCGUAUCACUGCUCACAGUGUGGGAAGAGUUUUACUGGACAGAGUGCUCUCCGACGACACCAGCACAUUCACACAGGAGAGAAGCCGUAUCACUGCUCACAGUGUGGGAUGAGUUUUACUCGGCAAGGUCAUCUCCAACGACACCAGCGCAUUCACACAGGAAAGAAGCCGUCUCACUGCUCACAGUGUGGGAAGAGUUUUACUGAACAGAGUGCUCUCCGACGACACCAGCGCAUUCACACAGGAGAGAAGCCGUAUCACUGCUCACAGUGUGGGAAGAGUUUUACUGGACAGAGUGCUCUCCGACGACACCAGCACAUUCACACAGGAGAGAAGCUGUAUCACUGCUCACAGUGUGGGAAGAGUUUUACUCGGCAAGGUCAUCUCCAACGACACCAGCGCAUUCACACAGGAAAGAAGCCGUCUCACUGCUCACAGUGUGGGAAGAGUUUUACUGAACAGAGUGCUCUCCGACGACACCAGCGCAUUCACACAGGAACGAAGCCGUAUCACUGCUCACAGUGUGGAAAGGGUUUUACUCGGCAAGGUCAUCUCCAACGACACCACCGCAUUCACACAGGAGAGAAGCCGUAUCACUGCUCACAGUGUGGGAAGAGUUUUACUCAGCAGAGUGCUCUCCGACGACACCAGCACAUUCACACAGGAGAGAAGCCGUAUCACUGCUCACAGUGUGGGAAGGGUUUUACUCGGCAAGGUCAUCUCCAACGACACCACCGCAUUCACACAGGAGAGAAGCCGUAUCACUGCUCACAGUGUGGGAAGAGUUUUACUCAGCAGAGUGCUCUCCGACGACACCAGCACAUUCACACAGGAGAGAAGCCGUAUAACUGCUCACAGUGUGGGAAGAGUUUUACUCAGCAGAGUCAUCUCCAAACACACCAGUGCAUUCACACAGGAGAGAAGCCGUAUAACUGCUCACAGUGUGGGAAGAGUUUUACUCAGCAGAGUCAUCUCCAAGAACACCAGCACAUUCACACAGGAGAGAAGCUGCAUCACUGAUCACAGUGUGGAAAGAUGUUAACUUAUUCAGUUACAUUUAAGAUCUACAAGUGCACUCACUCAGAGACAUUGCAUGAUUUAAAGUAGUCACAUUAAAUAUAGUUGUUAUUAUGACUGUUUGUUUUGGCUGAAAAUGAUCUCAUCUCAUUAUCUCUAGCCGCUUUAUCCUGUUCUACAGGGUCGCAGGCAAGCUGGAGCCUAUCCCAGCUGACUACGGGCGAACGGUGGGAUACACCCUGGACAAGUCGCCAGGUCAUCACAGGGCUGACACAUAGACACAGACAACUAUUCCUACUCACACCUACGGUCAAUUUAGAGUCACCAGUUAACCUAACCUGCAUGUCUUUGGACUGUGGGGGAAACCGGAGCACCCGGAGGAAACUCACGCGGACAUGGGGAGAACAUGCAAACUCCACACAGAAAGGCGCUUGCUGGCCACGGGGCUCGAACCUGGACCUUCUUGCUGUGAGGCGACAGUGCUAACCACGACACCACUGUGCUGCCCCUGAAAAUGAUCUGUAAUUUGGAUUGUCAUGUUACAUGACUGUUUUAAAAUAUGUACCUUUAUAGUGAUGUUUAAAACAAGAUUAUUAAUGUUUUCUUUUGACCUUAAGUAAUCAUUAAUUGCCACUAUACAAGUAACGAUUAAACUGCAAUUCUCAUCAGUGUAGUACUGCAGCAUGAGACUGAUUGUUAAUGGAAUUAUUACUGAACAGGAGUUUAACAUUACUAUGUUUAACAGAAAUGUGGAUCAAACCAAAUGACUAUGGAGCAGUGAAAUGAAGCUCAUCCAGCUAUAUGCAUCCGCCUCGCCUCACUGGUAGAGGAGGCGGCAUCGGUUAUUUAUAAUCAUAAUCUAGGAAUCGUACAAAAAUCUGAACAAAAAUUCAGUAUGUUUGAAGUUCUUUAUCCAAACAUAUGUAGCCAAAAAAAGUCUAUGCAGUUGAUUCAGCUCAUUAUUAUUUACAGACCCGUGGUCUAUAUUCUGAAGUUCUUUCUGAAUUUGCGGAUUUCUUUCGACAACGAAUUAAUUGUUAGGCAUUAUUUGUUUUGAUCACCUGGAAGACUCUGAGAACAGCAUUCGUGUCCAUUCUAGAUUCAGUAGGGGUUAAUCAGGAUGUCAUAGGACCUAACCCUAUUUUUGUUCAGGUUUUUGUAUGAUUCCUAGUGGUCACACUCUCAAUCUAAUACUUGUAUUUAUAUUAAA